AUGUCCUCCAACAGAGUGGCCUUGGCCUCCAUCAACACCAACAUAGACAGCCCCAAGGGCUCCCCUCUUUUCAAACACAAGUCCUUCACCGCCCUGGCACGCAGCCUGCCAAAAAUUCACGGUCCCACGGCGUUGAAGGUUGACGAAAAGGAACCUUUGCCCUUGACUCCCUCUACCACGCCCAAAUUGACCCUCACAAAAGCAACUUCGUCGCUUGUGCCCAUCACAGGCCUGGUGCCGCCAGCACGGAAGACAGAGAGCUUUUCAGGCUAUCACAUUACUCACGGCAAGAACGUCAAGGCGGAUUUGGCCGCUACCAAGUUGAAGCUCCGCUUGCAAUUGGCUUUCUACAAGCUCAAGGCGCAAAAGGACUCCUUGCACGCCCGCCAGGGCCCGGAAAUCACGGUUUCUCCUACUGUCAGCGAGAAAGAACCUCGUCACUUCUUGUCCGCCGCCAACGUCAACUUGCAAAAACCCCCACGAACCGCGUCUGGUCCACUGUUGAGCAAGGUGGCUUCAAGCAAAGUGGCCAAGAAAAAGCCCGCUAAACUCUCGGCUUCCUCGUCCUCAUUACGUUUGUACCACAUCAAGCCAACGUCGUCGUUCCACAAUGCGUACCCACAACAGCUCCCGCUUAACGUAUCAAGCUGUGGCUCAUCCUCGCAGCGACUCCCCCCAGUACACAAGAUCUUGAAAACUCCAAUUAAAACCACCACAAGGAACUUGGUCCUGCAAUUCUACAACAACACCAACAAUGGCCAUUCCGGCACUGGCUCAUUGAGUAGUUUCCAUUUUGCACGAACCUCCCACACGGAACCAACCCAGCCCAGCGAUGAGACCAUUGACGACUCUGUUGACGACACAGGCAUCGACAGCCGCAGAAAAGUCGACCCUAUAGGAAGCUCUCCAUCUCGUUUCGGCACCUUCAGCACCCCAAACAGCUUUUCGGUGGCCAAGUCGUUGUUGCAGCUUGGCCUGGGGUAUUACUAA
This is a messenger RNA of Candidozyma auris, 990 nucleotides long. RefSeq names its product Nrm1p (gene NRM1). The record is from RefSeq and is a predicted model, not a curated record. Lineage: Eukaryota; Fungi; Ascomycota; Pichiomycetes; Serinales; Metschnikowiaceae. The transcript has a single exon. Bases 1 to 990 code for a protein of 329 amino acids.